CUGUUUAAAAGCUCCUCGCCAUCCUCCUGUCUGCUGUGCAGCUCGCAGUCUCACUCAGCACAGCAGUACCCCACUCUUUCACACACUUCUUAAAUCAUAAGCCCUCGCAUCCCGCAAUGUCGGCCGCCAGCACAGAGACUAGCGCCCCGCUGCCCACCGCCGGCAGCCGCGUCUUCUUCCAAGGUGCGCCCGGAGUUGGCUGCGUGGGGUCCGGCCCCAUCACCGGGGACGACCCGGUCCAGAAGAAACAGGGCAAAGUGACGGUCAAGUACGACAGGAAAGAGCUGCGGAAAAGACUCGUCCUGGAGGAGUGGAUCAUCGAGCAGCUCAGCGAGUUGUAUGACUGUGAGGAGGAAGAGAUGCCAGAGGUAGAGAUAGACAUAGAUGAUCUGUUGGAGGUCAACAGUGACGACGAGAGAGCCAGCAAACUGCAGGAAUCAUUAAUAGACUGCUACAAACCAACAGAGGUCUUUGUCCGCGAGUUGCUGGGCAGGAUAAGGGGAAUGAGAAAACUCAGUGCGCCAACUAAGAAGGGCCUAUAAUGGCUUUGAUUUCAACUAUCAAUCAACCAUAAACUCAUCUCAGCUCCACCUACUUAACCCACUCAACCUGGACUGUCAUCACACAGAAAAACGUAUCUAAACAUAACAGCAUUACUAACUAUCCUGCAACUUGCAAACAGGCACCAUAAACUCCAUGCAUAUAGCACUAGCCAUUCAUUUCACAAUCACGUAGAAUAACAAGGUGUAUUAUAAUAUUUGUCUGUUGAAAGGUACGUAAGCAAAACAGAGCCAACAUGGUUAAAUAGCAUUACAGCCACAAUAAAAUGUCAUGCCCUGGAACGUGCCAGAACUGCAACUGUGCUUUAACACGAAUACCACCUUAUUCCACAUUUCAGAGCCAUGUUACAAUCUGAUGCUGUAAUCCCAACAGGCAUAUAGCAUAAACACAGAGGUGGUAAAAAAAUGUUUGUACUGCAGUAGGUGUGAAAUUAGCUGAAGCACUAUGUAAACAUGGUGCUUCAUGGUUUUGUCAUUUUUUUACUGAGGUAUUUUGCUGUUACUUCUUUUAAAUAAAAUGUACUGUAUGUUGCCA
Molecule: messenger RNA, 1095 nt
Organism: Perca fluviatilis (European perch)
Lineage: Eukaryota; Metazoa; Chordata; Actinopteri; Perciformes; Percidae
Gene: ppp1r14c
Product: protein phosphatase 1, regulatory (inhibitor) subunit 14C
Exons: 4
Coding region: 117-542 (141 amino acids)
Biological process (GO): regulation of phosphorylation
Cellular component (GO): cytoplasm
Molecular function (GO): protein serine/threonine phosphatase inhibitor activity
Source: RefSeq, a predicted model, not a curated record